GACUCAGAAACAAAACACAAACAGGAUGGUCGGUCACUCACUCAAUGUCAAGAAGAGGAGGCGGAAGACAAGUUACUAAAUACAUUUAAAUGUUGUUUUAUAUGGUUUAUACUGGUGAUAUGUUUUAUUUUUCAUGAUUGAUAAAGAAUUCGGAACACUGUUGUUGUUUUUUACCACGGUCGUGUGUACCCUAUUACACGCAGACCAAGCCCAAGCCGAAUCAAAUUCAAUAUCGAUGAACAGAGCUGUACACAUCCGCAGCCCCCUUGCAAGGGUGAUGUAUACUAAACACAUCCAAGGCCAUUUUGAUAGGAGUAAAGUUGAAAGUUACGCGUACAAAUGGUAUGAAUGCAAUGAUGAAUUAUUUACAAAUGAAAUCAAGAAGAUGUUUGUAAGAUCUCACAAAGAUGAUGAAACAAACAAGUUCUUAGAUGGCUGCUACGAGCAAUCAGACUGGGUAUUUACUCAACUAUCGAAGGCCAUCGCUAAAACAUUCCUUAGUUUAUUUAUGUCACAGACUACAAUCAACGGGUUGCUCCAGAGAGGCUCGAUGUUCGUGUGCUCGUCGGAGCAGUUUCGUACUUUGGCUUCUAUAGAUAAGAAUUGGAAAGCCAGUUCUAUGCUAGAUUUAGGGGCAGGGGACGGGAUGGUGACAAAGUACUUAGCACCUCAUUUUCAAGAGGUUAUUGUAACUGAAAUGUCGACCACGAUGCAAUGGCGUCUGCAGGAGAAGGGUUACAAGGUUGUAGGUGUUGACGAAUGGGCAAACCGUACUUACGAUAUGAUAAGCUGCCUGAAUUUGAUUGACAGAUGUGAUAAACCAAUCACAUUACUCCAUAAUAUUCACAAAGCAUUGAAUCCCGGUGGAAUUGUGAUUUUGGCUGUUGUGAUACCUUACAGACCCUUUGUUGAGUUUGGUUCAUCCAAGAAUUGUCCAUCAGAAUACAUGGAAGUGGAAGGGAAGACAUGGGAGGAGCAGGCACAAAGUCUCAUUACGGAAUACUUCAUUCCAGCUGGCUUUAAACUCCGAUCAUUCACCCGGGUGCCAUACCUGUGUGAGGGUGACAUGCAUAAUCCUUUUUAUGUACUUAGCGAUGCUUUGUUUGUACUUGAGUCUUCUGAAAUUUCCUGCGAAGUUCAGAGUUGCAGUGGACAGCCAACAGAAAAAAUGAUUUAUGAGCAAUCAUGAUAUGACUAUAGAGUACUUCAUUUAAAACAAUGUUGUUAAAGUCAGUGGCAUAUCCAGGAUUUUGAAAACAAGGAUGCUGAAUAGAAAACGGAGAAUAUCAAGUCUUAAAUUGGUUAAUAUUUAAAGCUGGGCAUUUACUGCAUCAUAUGGCCAUCGGCCAAAGAAUUUAACCCUGCUCAGUGUAAGCGCUAGACCAGCGGUUCUCAACCUUUUUUGCAUUCAUGGACUUCUCAAGACAUGUAAAGUCUUCACGGACCGCCAUAUCUGAAGCAGUGCACUCGCUGCCCGGUGGUCGUUGGCCGACACGAUUCUAUGAGGAACGCAAAAUCACAACUUGCGCAACGGAUCGUUUAUGAUGAGGAUCCGUUCAGACCUCCACCGACAAUCAGCAGACAGUAUUGCCGUCUGUCCCUGUAUGCUCACAAAAAACGGAGUUGGAUUCGUUGUACGAUGCAGUGAAUGCCCAGCUUAAGUGUUACUCAUUGUCGAUAUAGAUAGAAGAUGACUCGCCACAAAAAUAACGUUAAAACAGUGGCAGUCCUGGAAAUUUGAAAUAGAUUGGGGCCGAGGUUUUUAUGUCUGUGGCACUUGUAGAUAGCCGAAAAUGGCACUGUCAGACUCAAAAUAUUUGAAUGUAAUUUUCCUUGAUUUCCCAUUUCAAUUUGCUGAAAAUUUAUUGUUGAUAUUCGAUAUUAUAAAAACGAUACCAUACUAUCUGCCGACUGUCUCUAUAGCCCCGCUGGCCUGGGCUCCCCUUCCCCCCACCAAGGUUUUUAAAAUUUAUAUUCAAAUUUUUAAGUCUGCAAGUGCCAUUUCUGGCCAUCUUGAUGUACCAUAAUCAUAAAUUUUCUUGAGGUGGUAUAGACCCUCCAUCUGUAAAAUCCCCUCCCCCUCAGUUCCCCACUACUUUAAAUUUCUGAAUCUGGCACUGAUCCGAGGAUUUGUACACCUAACAUACCAAAAACUCAAAAAAACUCUUUACCCACAGAAAACCCUGUAUACAAGGUGUAACUGCUACUGUUCACACCCCUAAUUGAUGUGUAUUUUAUCUUGGGCUCAAGCAACUGAUUUUUUGUUUAUUUAUUACCGUAUGUGUGCUAUAAAUGUAUUUUCUGAUUAUGUGUGCAUAAAUAAAAUUGGAGGUUAUAAUUACUGAAA
This is a messenger RNA of Anneissia japonica, 2347 nucleotides long. Its product is annotated as methyltransferase-like protein 9. The record is from RefSeq and is a predicted model, not a curated record. Gene Ontology annotation, molecular function: protein-L-histidine N-pros-methyltransferase activity. NCBI's taxonomy places the organism in Eukaryota, Metazoa, Echinodermata, Crinoidea, Comatulida, Comatulidae. The transcript has 5 exons. The coding region runs from base 134 to 1189 and encodes 351 amino acids.